This is a messenger RNA of Haliotis rufescens (red abalone), 1110 nucleotides long. RefSeq lists its product as uncharacterized. Lineage: Eukaryota; Metazoa; Mollusca; Gastropoda; Lepetellida; Haliotidae. The coding region runs from base 14 to 373 and encodes 119 amino acids. The record is from RefSeq and is a predicted model, not a curated record. The transcript has 3 exons.
GUAACUCUGAAAAAUGGAUUCCUCACAGACAAUAAAACAAAGUGUUGCUUCCCUAUCAACUUUAAUAUAUGAGCAGCAUGCUCUACAGAACAUAACCACACGUGUUCAAGAUGAUGUAGCGAAACUACAACAGGAAAUUGAAAAGUUAGAAUUAGAAAAGCGGUGGUGCUUCAAUGAGAGUGGAAUAAGAAUAAUACCCACACCACACGAAGAAGCACUGCGAAUUAGUCAGUCAACCGCAGAGAACCCCGACUCAGAAAAUGAAGUUAUCUUGGCAUUAAAACAGAAGAAGACAUCGCUACAAAUGGAAGUUUCUGAGCUGGAAGAAACUUUGAAGCAAGCACAGCAGCAGAGUUCUGUGAAAAUGACUUGAGAAAUAUGUUUUAGUGCAGUGUUGAUGACCACCAGACGAAUCAGUCACUUUGAAUCAAAAUACCGUAGUCCCACUGAAUACUGAAUGACAAAUCAAAUUUCAUAUAUGAGGCAUUAUAUGAUUAGAACUGUGAGCUGAUUCAACAACUGAUUCACAGAAAUUACCAAGCUAGUUUUCACUUUAGAACUACACCGAAGUAGAUAGUCAUCCCUGUUUGUAGUUUUUCAGUUUAAUAGAGAUACUUGAUUUGAUUCUCAUUAUGAUACACAUGUGAUACAAUAUGUUUCCAAAUACACAAUGUUUCCUUGUGUGUUUUAUCUGCACAGAACAAUCGCUGGCAACUUACUUAGAGCAGAAUACCCAGGCUGAUAUGUUAAUUCAGUCAUGUUUUGUUUCAACUUUAGUGUAGCCUUUUUCUUUUGUGGACAGACUUUCCCUGAUGUACACGUUUAUGAAUUCCUACAAAAGUAACAGUUCCAUUUGUAGCUGUGUAUGACAAUACUGUAUUGGUGUAUCAUUUCACAACUAGAGUAACAACAUGGGACAUACAGAAGCAAUCUUAGCACAAAGAUGAUCAUAUUUCCCAUAUAUUAACAUUGACUUGUGACAGUCAUCACACAUCUUCCCAAGGCAAGAGAGUUAACUGACUUUAAAAGUCCAGUUUCCACCCUGGCCGAACUAGGCUGGUAUUAUGGAGUUACAUUUUGGCUGGACUAACAAGUCUAUGCAUAGUCCAA